Molecule: messenger RNA, 912 nt
Organism: Anthonomus grandis grandis
Lineage: Eukaryota; Metazoa; Arthropoda; Insecta; Coleoptera; Curculionidae
Product: transmembrane protein 147
Exons: 4
Coding region: 139-822 (227 amino acids)
Source: RefSeq, a predicted model, not a curated record
UAUGUCAAAGUAGACACUCUGCACCUAACCUCAAAUAAUACUAGUUCACGUAUUUCUGAAAUAAUUGGUAAUAAAAUAGAUUAUUUCGUUUAUGAAAGGAUUCUGAAAUAAAGCAGUUCUAACGGCACAAAAAUUAAAAUGACCCUUUACCAUUUUGGAAAUUGUGCGGCUCUAGUAUAUGUACCCUACUAUUUAACAUACAAACAGUCUGGCCUUUCUGAAUAUGGCGCCUUUUGGAAAUGUGUACAAGGAUGUUUUAUAUACAUGUUCACUCAACUCAUAAAAAUGAUGGUUUUGGCAACAUUCUUCUCAGACAAUAUUGGAGAUGUUGGUAGUGACAUUUUAGGAGAAUUUUUAAAAUAUACAGUAGACUUGGCAGAUCUAGUUGGCUUAUAUUUUAUCCUUAAUGGCAUACCUGGUAAAGGACACAGCAAAGUUUUAACUGCGGGACUUGGAUGGGCAACGGCAGAAGUUUUCCUCUCUAGAGUUUUACUUCUCUGGGUAGGAGCCAGAGGUGCCGAAUUUGACUGGAUUUACAUUCAAAAAUGUUUGGAAUCAAAUGUUCUAUUAGUUCAACAUAUCGCUACCGCUACUUUAGUUUGGCUUUGGUCAAGACAUAAUUUAAAUAAAAAUCUGAAAACCCUUAUUACAGUUUUGCUAAUUUUAAGUUGCUACAAGCCGUUGUUACUUGAAACACUUAUUCAAGUUUUAAAAAUAAGUCCUUGGUUAGGGUUAGUUGUAAAGGGUGUCUUUACUCUCAUUUAUGCUACUUUUACUUUAACCAUUUAUGCAGGUAUGUCACACAUUACUGGGAUAUAUUGAAAUUAUAUUGCAGAUUUAUGUCAUAAAGAAAUUUUCCAUUCAAAUGCAGUAUGACUUUUCUCUAAUAAAUUGAAUUAUGUUAUUGAAAAA